Messenger RNA from Impatiens glandulifera, 834 nucleotides. Its product is annotated as transcription factor MYB8-like. The coding region runs from base 4 to 771 and encodes 255 amino acids. Lineage: Eukaryota; Viridiplantae; Streptophyta; Magnoliopsida; Ericales; Balsaminaceae. The transcript is spliced from 3 exons. The record is from RefSeq and is a predicted model, not a curated record.
UCUAUGGGAAGGUUACCUUGCUGUGAGAAAGCACAUAUCAACAAGGGUGCAUGGACAGUAGAAGAGGAUCAACUUCUCAUUACCUACAUCAACGCCCAUGGCGAAGGAUGCUGGCGAUCCCUCCCCCAAGCCGCCGGCCUGCUCCGAUGCGGUAAGAGUUGCAGACUCCGCUGGACAAAUUACCUCCGUCCAGAUCUAAAACGUGGAAACUUCACUCAUCAAGAAGAAGAAAUCAUCGUCAAGCUCCAUAGCUUUCUUGGGAAUAAGUGGUCGUUGAUAGCUGGGAGAUUACCUGGAAGAACUGAUAACGAGAUUAAGAAUUACUGGAACACUCAUAUGAAACGCAAGCUAAUCAGCCAAGGCAUUGAUCCUCAAUCUCACAGAACGCUCAACUCUAUAUCCGCCGGGAAUCAGAAUUUCGAAAUGCGUAACCUAAUUCACCAAGAUUUAUCAUCGUCAUCGAAACAGAGGACUGUCGGUUCAUUUGACGACGGGAAGUUUAACAGCAGCAGAAGCAUGGCGGUAGAAGAAGCGAGGCCACGUGAAAGCGUCGACCAGUGCGAAUCCAUCAAUCUGGAUCUAUCGAUCGGGAUGAUGACCUCGCAUACAAAUUCUGGUAAGAUUAAGGCAGGAGCCGGUUUCGAAUCUGGAGAAGCGGCGAAGGCGGCGGCGGCGACGGCGCAGUCGUCGGUGGCAGUUUGCUUGUGUUGGCAGUUAGGUUUUCAGAUUAAGCAAUUUUCUUGCAAUUGCCCAAUGGCCCCAAUCUACUAAUAAUAAUAAUGCCACCGUGUCUUGUGGGUUCAGAUCAGAUAUUUGGUUUUCUCCAAAAUUAGU